Messenger RNA from Pristis pectinata (smalltooth sawfish), 2659 nucleotides. It is a transcript of the gene bbs5, whose product is annotated as Bardet-Biedl syndrome 5. Gene Ontology annotation, molecular function: phosphatidylinositol-3-phosphate binding. Gene Ontology annotation, biological process: intracellular transport; cilium assembly. The coding region runs from base 99 to 1127 and encodes 342 amino acids. Lineage: Eukaryota; Metazoa; Chordata; Chondrichthyes; Rhinopristiformes; Pristidae. Gene Ontology annotation, cellular component: ciliary basal body; BBSome. The record is from RefSeq and is a predicted model, not a curated record. The transcript has 12 exons.
CCGAGGCGCUCUGACCCGCUCCAGCUUCCGGAGGUGACGUUGCUGCGGUGGUUGCCGGGGUGACGCGGGCAGGGUGCCGCUGGCCGGGUGGCGGAGCGAUGGUGCCUGUGCUGGACGCGCUGUGGGAGGACAGGGAUGUUCGCUUUGACAUUUCGCCUCAACAAAUGAAGAUGAGAUCUGGAGAGGUCCUAAUUGACUGUUUGGAUGCCAUUGAAGAUACUAAAGGAAAUAAUGGAGAUAAAGGUAGACUGCUUGUGUCUAAUUUGCGAAUUAUCUGGCAUUCACUGGCUAUUCCACGAGUUAACUUAUCUGUUGGCUACAACUGCAUUUUAAAUAUCACAACAAGAACUGCCAAUUCGAAACUCCGUGGUCAAACUGAAGCGCUUUACAUCCUGACCAAAAGCAACAACACACGAUUUGAGUUCAUCUUUACCAGUGUGGUUCCAGGAAGCCCUCGGCUAUUCACCACUGUCAUUGCUGUACACAGGGCAUAUGAGACAUCAAAAAUUUAUAGAGAUCUUAAAUUAAGAGGAGCUCUCAUCCAAAACAAGCAGUUAAGACUUCUACCACAGGAACAGGUUUAUGACAAAAUUAAUGGUGUUUGGAAUCUAUCAAGUGAUCAGGGCAAUCUGGGAACUUUUUUUAUUACAAAUGUACGGAUAGUAUGGCACGCGAACAUGAAUGAUAGUUUCAAUGUUAGCAUUCCCUAUCUACAAAUUCGGUCUAUAAAGAUCAGGGACUCAAAAUUUGGCCUAGCACUUGUAAUAGAAAGCUCACAACAGAGUGGAGGAUACGUGCUUGGUUUUAAAAUUGAUCCCGUGGAGAAACUUCAAGAGGCUGUUAAAGAGAUAAAUUCUUUGCAUAAAGUUUACUCCGCCUGUCCAAUCUUUGGGGUCCAAUAUGAAAUGGAGGAAAAGCCUCAGCCACUUGAGGACCUGACAGUUGAGCAAGUUCAAGAUGAUGUUGAAAUUGAACCAGAAGGACCAACUGAUGCUUUCGUGGCUUAUUUUGCAGACACGAAUAAGCAACAAGACCGUGAACCAGUUUAUUCUGAGGAACUGGGACUGGCAAUCGAGAAAUUGAAAGAUGGCUUCACUCUUCAAAGUCUUUGGGAAGUGAUGGGUUGAACUUCAGGUUCACUUUUGAUUUGUUUUAAGAACACCAUGUAUUGAAACUACAUGAUGCAAAUUCCAAUAAUUGUUGCAUUUCAAAAAUAAAAUCUAACCAUUAAAAAUACCAUGCACUCUUUGUUAUAUACUGCAUCAGAAUUAAUAUUUGUUUCUUAUUUUUCUCACCUUCCCCUUUAAAUGCUUAUUUCCCUUUUGAAGCUUAAACUUGUAUCAAAAUUUUAUCUGCUGUAGUACUGAAAAUGGGUCAGUGUCAAAAGAUGGUGAUCCUUUGACUAUUGUUGCAGCACUUUAAUAAAUUUCUAAUCACUUUCUUUGUUUUAAAAAAAGUUAAUUAAAGUUUUAAGUGCUGUCCAGUACAAAUGUCCUGAGUGGGGAGAGAAUAAUGGUAGAAGGAAAUUUUUAUCUAGUCCAGGCAGUAGUUAGUGAGGACAAAGAAGAUAUUUAAAAAAAACCUGACCAUUUAAAUUUAAGUUUGGUCUCAAAGAUAAAGAAUUAAAAGUAUAAUUAUUCAAGGGGCAGAAUAUGGCUGUAAUGAUGGUUGAUGCUCCCUUACUAUAUAUCUGUCCAAUAACCAUGUCUAAGGAUCACUGAGUCUUUAUUCUUUGAAUUAUUGGUAAGUUCUACAUCUCAUCAUUUCCUGAAGAGAAUAAUGCAUGCCUUGGGAAUUGCCUGGGAUCUAAGUUUAUUCACUAGGAUUGUAACAUGUGGAGAUGGUAGCAUUCAUGUGGAGACAUGGACAAAGAUGUGGGAUAUGAUAUACAAUCAAAAAAUGUUGAAUCAGCAGGUUAAGCAGCAUCUGCAGAAGGAGAAACAGAAUUGACUUUUCAGGUCAAAGAUCCUUCAUCAGAAUUGGGGAAGAGAGAUGUUACGGACUCAGUGAAAGUCCCUUUAAGAUAGAGUAUGUGUGUGUGGGGCGUGCUUACGUCAAUAGAAGAUAAAGGACGUAAUGACGUUGUUGAAGAAGUCAGAAGAAGAAGGAGAAGAGAGAGAGAGAAGGGAGAGAGACACCAGCCUGCUAGUUUUCUCUAUCGAUGGAUGAGAAGCAAUAACUGUGUCUGCCACUGAAAUCCGUGCAUGGAAGUUGGAAGUAAUCCGGUGGAGUUCACUUUGUUGCUGACCUGUAGAAGGAAACAGGUAUUUGUGUGUGGACGACCACGAUUCGGAUGCUUUUCGGGGUGAGGAAGUCACUACCGAGUAAACACUGAAGUGUCGCUGGGGUUCCAUCGUGGAACAUUUGGAUUUCGUAUUUACUCUUUCUAUGUUUCUCUACGUCUACGUCUUAUCUUCAGACAAUGGUGGUUGUUGAAGAAGCCCUUGCUCAUGUUUCACCUUAUGGCUUGCUGAACUGAACUUUAAGAAACCAUUCCUGAACUUGGAGUUUGGGACUUUGCCACACACACACACGAAGAGUUUAGUUUUUGAGGUUAACGUUCGAGGUUUAACAUUUUUGAAUUCUAACAUACUAACAUUUUUACUUGUAUUUUACGUAUUAUCAUAAGUAGUGAUUAAUAAAAUAGUUUUUAACACUG